Carcharodon carcharias (great white shark) is the source of this 1863-nucleotide messenger RNA. It is a transcript of the gene klhl32, whose product is annotated as kelch-like family member 32. Lineage: Eukaryota; Metazoa; Chordata; Chondrichthyes; Lamniformes; Lamnidae. The transcript has 10 exons. Bases 1 to 1863 code for a protein of 620 amino acids. Gene Ontology annotation, molecular function: protein binding. The record is from RefSeq and is a predicted model, not a curated record.
AUGCCAUCUGAAAUGUGCCUCAGCAUUCAAGAAAUGCUGACAGGUCACAGGCUGUGCCAAUCAAAGUCUCAUAAGGAUGCCGUCCUAGCAGCUCUGAACCAGCAGAGGAAUGAUGGGAUACUCUGUGAUGUCAUUCUGGUUGCUGAGGAACAAAAAUUCCAUGCCCAUAAAGCAGUGCUGGCAGCAUGCAGUGAUUAUUUCCGAGCCAUGUUUAGCCUGUGUAUGGUGGAGAGUGUUGCUGAGGAAGUGAGCCUACAUGGAGUGACCAGCCUGGGUCUGAAACAAGCUCUGGAUUUUGCAUAUACAGGCCAGAUCUUAUUGGAACCAGGUAUAGUUCAAGACGUGCUUGCAGCGGGAAGUCACCUUCAGUUAUUGGAGCUCCUGAAACUGUGUUCUCACUAUCUAAUCCAGGAACUGACUAGUUUCAAUUACCUGGAUUUAUACAAACUUGCUGACCUAUUUAAUCUUACACUGCUGGAAGAAGCAGUGGUUAAUUUCCUCGUCAAACAUCUUUCUGAACUGCUGAAGAACCACCCUGAGAAGGUCAUGGCACUUCCUUACCGGCUGCUGCGAGAAGUUCUAAAGAGUGACCGCCUGACAUCGCUAAGCGAGGAGCAGAUAUGGCAGCUGGCAGUCAGAUGGUUGGAACAUGGUUGUCGGUAUCAGUAUAUGGAUGAACUCUUACAAUACGUGCGUUUCGGUUUGAUGGAUGUUGAUACACUUCAUGCUGUGGCCCUAUCUCACCCUCUGGUUCAGGCCAGUGAAACUGCCAUGGCUUUCGUUACUGAAUCCUUGGAGUACCACCAGAGCAUAUAUGCACAGCCCAUAUGGCAAACCAUCAGGACACGACCUCGCUUCCAGUCAGAAACACUUUAUAUUGUUGGUGGUAAGAAGCGUGAGAUUUGCAAAGUGAGAGACCUGCGAUAUUUUAAUCCAGUGAACCAGGAAAAUGUUCACAUAGCAAGGGUUUCAAACUGGAGUGAGCUGUGUCCUAUGCCUGUGGGAAGAAGUCAUCAUUGCGUAGCUGUCAUGGGGGACUUCCUUUUUGUAGCAGGUGGGGAGGUGGAGCACGCAACAGGUCGCACUUGUGCAGUGAGGACUGCAUGCCGCUAUGAUCCUCGCAGUAACACUUGGACAGAGAUAGCUCCUAUGAAAAACUGCCGUGAGCAUUUUGUACUUGGAGCCUUGGAUGAAUACCUAUACGCAGUGGGUGGAAGGAAUGAACUGCGGCAGGUUUUGCCCACUGUGGAGAGAUACUGUACAAAGAAAAACAAGUGGUCUUUCGUACAAUCAUUUGAUAGAUCACUGUCCUGCCAUGCAGGAUGUAUGGCUGAUGGGCUUCUUUGGAUCUCAGGUGGAGUGACCAACACUGCUCAGUACCAGAACAGACUUAUGGUGUAUGAUCCAAGUCAGAAUAAAUGGAUCAGCCGCAGUCCAAUGUUACAGAGGCGAGUCUAUCAUGUUAUGGCAGCUGUCAAUAGAAAACUUUAUGUCCUUGGAGGAAAUGACUUGGACUACAACAAUGAUCGGAUUCUAGUUCGUCAAAUUGACUGUUAUAACAUAGACACUGACCAGUGGGUCCGCUGCCAUUUCAACCUACUCACAGGUCAAAAUGAAUCAGGUGUAGCUGUGCACAAUGGAAGAAUCUAUCUAAUUGGUGGGUACUCCAUCUGGACCAAUGAGCCAUUAGCAUGUAUCCAGGUCCUGGAUGUCAGUACAGAAGGCAAAGAAGAGGUGUUUUAUGGGCCAACACUACCUUUUGCUUCCAAUGGAAUAGCAGGAUGCUUUCUCCCAGCCCCUUAUUUUACAUGCCCUAAUCUUCAGACACUGCAAGUGCCUCAUCACAGGAUAGGUGCUAUGUGA